Molecule: messenger RNA, 1495 nt
Organism: Schizosaccharomyces cryophilus OY26
Lineage: Eukaryota; Fungi; Ascomycota; Schizosaccharomycetes; Schizosaccharomycetales; Schizosaccharomycetaceae
Product: queuine tRNA-ribosyltransferase
Exons: 3
Coding region: 75-1292 (405 amino acids)
Cellular component (GO): cytosol
Molecular function (GO): tRNA-guanosine(34) queuine transglycosylase activity
Source: RefSeq, a predicted model, not a curated record
CAAGCUACUAAUAACCCAAAAUUUUUCGUUGAGACUCAGGACGGCCAUCGUAAACAAAGCUUCCUUUCAAUUAGAUGGUUUCUUCUUAUCCAGCUUUGAAUUAUAAAGUAAUCGCAAAAUGCUCAACAACGCGUGCUAGAGCAAGCAUUCUUGAGUUGCCGCAUGGUCCUGUCGAAGGACCUGUUUUUAUGCCCGUAGGAACUCAGGCCUCUUUAAAAGGUGUUCUACCAGAACAGUUGGACAGAAUGGGCUGUCAAAUAAUGUUGAACAAUACUUACCAUUUGGGGCUAAAGCCAGGAAAAGAGGUUUUACAUAGCCUUGGAGGAGCCCACAAAUUGCAGUCGUGGAAAAGAAACUUAUUAACUGACAGUGGUGGAUUUCAAAUGGUUUCAUUGUUGAAGCUUGCUACCAUCACUGAAGAGGGAGUAACCUUUUUAUCUCCUAGGGAUGGAACACCAAUGCUGUUAACCCCAGAGCACUCUAUGGAGCUCCAAAAUACAAUUGGGUCUGACAUUAUGAUGCAGUUGGACGAUGUAGUUCAUACCUUGACUGAAGAUACCCGAAUGGAAGAAGCUAUGUAUCGAUCGAUACGGUGGUUGGAUCGAUGUAUAGAGGCACACAAAAAUACAGAUACUCAAAAUCUUUUUUGUAUUAUUCAGGGAGGAUUGAAUAAGAAGCUACGAGAGAUUUGUUGUAAGGAAAUGAUGAAAAGGGAUACCCCAGGAAUCGCAGUUGGCGGGUUAUCGGGAGGAGAGGAAAAGACAACUUUUUGUGAAGUUGUCCACACAUGUACUGGUAUACUUCCUGAAAACAAGCCUAGAUACCUUAUGGGUGUCGGGUAUGCUGAAGAUCUAGUGGUUUGUGUUGCUUUAGGUAUGGACAUGUUUGAUUGUGUCUAUCCUACGAGAACAGCAAGGUUCGGGAAUGCAUUAACGAGAAAUGGCAUCCUGAAUCUUCGAAACCAAAGAUUCAAAACAGACAUGAGUUCUUUGGAAGAAGGAUGCCUAUGUCCUUGUUGCGUCCCAAAGGAAAAAGGUGGAUGGGGAAUUACCCGAGCUUUUCUGAACUCAUUGGUAUCAAAGGAAACCGUUGGUGCUCACCUCGUAACAAUACAUAAUACUCAUUUUCAAUUGCAACUUAUGCGUGACAUGAGGUCUAGCAUUAUAAAGGACUGCUUCCCUCAGUUUGUCAAGACAUUUUUUUCUAUGUGGCAUAAUGGAGAUCGUUCUUCUUAUCCCGAAUGGGCUGUAAAUGCGUUACGUUUGGUGAAUAUUGAUCUCUUAGAGGACUAAGAGGAAAAAAUUAAGUUUUUAAAAGCUAUGUGGGCUUUAGUAGCUUUCUCAAAACGAUAGUUAGGUUUGUUUUUUUUAGACUGCCAACUUGAUAGGAAUAAUAUAAAAAGAACUUAAUUAGAUUCAUCGUGAUUAAUAUUACUUGUUUCCUGCUCUAUAAAUCAUUAUACCAAUAAUAAAUAACUUUGCAAAUCGAAUAUAAU